Chara braunii is the source of this 2375-nucleotide messenger RNA. The record is from the annotation of a GenBank genome assembly. NCBI's taxonomy places the organism in Eukaryota, Viridiplantae, Streptophyta, Charophyceae, Charales, Characeae.
GGAACACUUUUUUAAUGGCGAGGGGUAUAGAUGCCACGUGGCCACUCCGGCGGUGUGGCACGCGAUUUGGUCAAAGGAUAUGUCCAAGUGUCCUGCAUAUUUGGCUUCUGYCGUGCAGGCCUUGCAGAGUCUCCCUCUAGGUCAUCCCUCUUUUCAAUGGCCACCUCUUCGUUUUCCCGAUGACGUCGUUCCGCCGCCCCCGUCGACCGUUGCCCCCUCGCAAGUGGCGCCAUCUCCAUGUGCACCACUUGCUCCCCUCCCCCCUCGUCCGCUUCGYCAGACGAUUCCCGCAUCCGUUGAUGGCAGACCAUCUGUGGCAACGCAGCCUGAUGCGCAAGGCACCGUGCCAGUUUCAGGUGUAGGGGAACCUGUGUCGUUCAACGAGCAAGGCACUCGUGCUUUCGUCGAGGGYGGUGGGUGGGGGAAGGACGCUGGCACAUCAUCAGGCCUCGCCCCGUUGGUCACUGGCAACAAGGACAAGGUCCCAAGAGUUCGACGCGCAGACACACGUCCGACCGUGGCAGGAGCAUCGGCAACAGGACAUCAAUCCACUGCGUAUCCAUGGUUGCCUCCCCCUCCUUCGCAAACACGACGGCCUACACCAAACUUGACUUCGACACCUGUUGGCGAGGCCGCUGCAACGGCCACAAAGGGUGCGGGAAACGUCUCGCUCGACGAGCCCGUCCAGGUUUCGGAUUCGUCACCCACUCCUGUGCCCGUGAACGGCCCGACCUCGCAGCACGGUGUUUUUGGGACACUGGAUCCUUUACAGAAUCUGCGCAACAUUGCAGCUCCGAGUCCAGGCCCCACCGCAUCACCUGCAGCCGGGGGCGGGGUGUGGGAUUCGCUAGGGAUGGGCGCCGGUGCACGAGUGAGGGGCACUUACAGGCAGCAGGCGGUGACCUCGUAUUACAACGACCCGCUGGAGCACGCAUGGCACCUGCAGAUCAUGCGAUUCAUUGUCGAGAGCGGCAUGCCGUUCAACUCUGUGAAGCUUGAGAGCUUCAAACGCAUGUUGACGUUGAUCAUCCCGCCUGGGGUUCCAGGAGUCCCCACCCCAAAACCCCCAAYGUAUCACAUGAUCCGUACCACACUUUUGGAUGAGCUUGAUGUGGAAGUCCAAAAGUGUCUACCCCAUGUGUCACCGCCCAAGCCACAACAGCCUGUUGUCAUBGAGCGUGGAUCGGACGGGUUUGACGUGGCAGGAGGCGUUAUCGUCGAUAUGAUUACGAGCCCAGUGGUGUCUGCCACGCCCACAAUUUUUCGUGUUGGCAAACUACGCGAGGUGGCCCUUGGUUUGGCGGAGACGGUGACGCGACACCGCCGCGACGGUCAGCGCAGCAUCGCACAACGUAGUCUUUCUCAUUCGUUUGACGGCGCAGAGGAAGGGUCUCCUGGUAGGCCAGUUGACACACUCCAAAGAGAAGCAAGACCCCCAAGUCCGCCGUCAAACUUGGAGCAUCAUCCGAUUGCCGCGGCUGUCGGCGCAGAUGCGGGCGUCCCCGUCACAAACAGUGGCGCAGACGCGACAGAACAGCUUGUGGUUGGGUCAUCGGCGACAGCACGGCGCGACAGAGCCACUGUUUUGCCGACAAUGGCAUUCUAUGCCAGCGGGAAGAGUACUGGGGGGAUGGAUGAGCAAGGAGUCCGGAAUGUUGGCAGGCCAUCUGCACCGUCUAUGGGGAAACGAUCCAUUGGGAGUGUGGAUGGUGCUCGGCACACCGCCAUGGCAGAGUUUGAGGACCGACACAGGAGUGCUUUGCCGACGAAGACGUCUGAUGUCCAUGCUACRAGAGCCGCAAAGGCGAGUCUUUCUCGGGCAAGGAAGAAGGCCUCGRCAAGGAAGGCGUCACGUUCAUCCUCACAUAUGCGUUCCCAAGAGAGAGGAUCGGGCGUUGUGCAUCUCGAGGACGGAGAGAUUGCACCUGACGGCGACGCAUUGGAUGUUGGAGGGAGGGAUGCAACGACGGCGAAUAUCGUCGGCAGGGAGGGCACAGGGAAUGCAGUGGCAGGUCAGAAGAGACGCGGCAGUGUACUUAUCGUCCACGACGACAGCACAGAUGUCGCCCCGGGAGAGACCACAGGCACUGAUGAUGCAGGGGACUCCGCUUACGUACCCAAACCACGGGCGGCAGAUGGAGAUGAUGGAGGAGGGCGACGAGUGAGACCGAGGACACGACUUGGGCCGCAAGGGCAGCGAGCACAAGGCACACCAUCGGCGAUGAUUCCUGCCCCUAUAGAUCGGCGAGCUCAGGCGCAGCGGUUGCUGCGCAAAAUGGAGGCCACUCUUCAACAGACGCACGGAGCUCCGUCGUUGUCGUCAGGGUGUCCUUGACAUGAGUCAAGGCGUUGCCCAACGCCGGACACAACCUCGA